Synchiropus splendidus (mandarinfish) is the source of this 3040-nucleotide messenger RNA. Its product is annotated as solute carrier family 41 member 1-like. The record is from RefSeq and is a predicted model, not a curated record. Gene Ontology annotation, molecular function: monoatomic cation transmembrane transporter activity. Gene Ontology annotation, biological process: monoatomic cation transport. Gene Ontology annotation, cellular component: plasma membrane. NCBI's taxonomy places the organism in Eukaryota, Metazoa, Chordata, Actinopteri, Syngnathiformes, Callionymidae. The coding region runs from base 934 to 2289 and encodes 451 amino acids. The transcript has 10 exons.
UCCAGGAUGCGGUGACACGCACAGCUGCUGUGAGCGGUGACCUCUGGCAGGACGCACGCUGUCCUUGCUGGGCAGCAGCAGCACCACGUGUCAGUGACAGGUACAGCACCUGCUGCUGCACAGAGUGCGUCACCCACUCACUGCCACCACUUCAGAGAGGAAACAAAAGAGAGCGGUGCAGAACUGCAGCAUCAUCUGAGCGUCGGGGAUGUGAAGACAGAGGACACGCCAGACAUUUGCUGCGUGCCUUUCAUCUCCAUGCCUGGAUUCAGAGGGAUAUCCUCAGCAGAUUCACAGUCAGAGCUUCCCAGACACCACUUCAGGCUGGAGGGGCAUCCCUUGAUCAAAAUGAGGAAGGGGCUCCACGGCUCCUCCGGUCAUCCAGGACACCAACACAGCGAGGAGAAGGAACGAGAGCUGUGGAGGGAGAUGGAGGAGAAGGAGAGAAAACACAUGCGAGCUGAGAAAAAGCUCCUCGCCUUCUGGACCACCUUGUCCCACAGGACCUGGAUCCUAUUUAGACACAGAGAGAAGCCGGGUUUCCAGCGUUCCACCUCGGUGGCCCGGCUGCUCAAGAGUGAGGCGUGAUAACAAGCCUGUGUGUUUGUGUGUGUGAUGUCUGUCAGGGUGUCAGAAGAGGCAUCACAGACCUGAUGUCAAGUGUCCCUAUCUUUGUGUGUGUGUUACAGCCACUUGUUUCUUGGUCAAGUAUUUUUAAGUUGCUCUGCCGACACCGGACUGACACGUUCAACACGUUGUGCCAAUUUUACAAGCUUUCCGAACCUGCUCCUGGACCCAAACAGAGAAUGGAGUGAAGCGCAAAACAAGCUCCUGUGACUCAGCUCGGACACUGACACUGAGGAAUCUGGAAAAUCCUUAUCACUGCCGACCACCGUCUGAAGUGCUUCAUGUGGCCAUUAGCUGGGAACAGUCAUGGCGGUGACACGUCUGCAUUUGGAGCUGAGAUUCCAGGGGGAGAAACUGAGGGGCUUCGCCUGCAGGCUGACUCGCUCGCCUCGAGGUCAUCUACCAGAGAGCUCAUGGAGGAUCGCCUCACAGGUGCUGCUGCCGUACCUGGUGUCCGGCCUGGGGAUGGUGGCAGCCGGGAUGGUCAUGGAUGUGGUGCAACACUGGACGGUGUUUCGGGAGAUCUCUGAAGUGUUUAUUCUGGUGCCAGCUCUGGUGGGUCUGAAGGGGAAUCUGGAGAUGACUUUGGCGUCCAGGCUGUCGACAGCAGCUAACACUGGACAGAUGGAUGAACCUCAGCAGCAGUGGAAAAUGAUCUGCUGUAAUCUGGCUCUCAUUCAGGUCCAAGCCACUGUGGUGGGAUUCCUGGCUGCUAUCGCAGCCGUGGGUCUCGGGGGUCUCACCAGAGGGAGUGUGGAUAUCGCUGAGUCAGCCAUUUUAUGUGCCAGCAGCGUCGCCACUGCUUUCAUCGCAGCACUGUCCCUGGGUCUGGUGAUGGUGGCAGUGAUCAUCGGCUCCAAAAAAGCGGGCAUCAACCCAGAUAACGUCGCCACACCCAUCGCGGCCAGUCUGGGAGACCUGAUCACCCUGUCUCUGCUGGCCGGGAUCAGCAGCCUGCUGUUUGUCUGCAAAGAGUGGUGGUUCCUGCCUCCUCUGAUGUGCACCGUCUUCCUGCUUCUUGUUCCAGGUUGGGUCAUGAUCGCCUGCCAGUCUCAGCCGAUCAAAGCCGUCCUCAAGUCGGGCUGGCAGCCCGUCAUCCUCGCCAUGUCGAUCAGCAGUAUCGGGGGCUUGAUUCUGGAUAAGAGUGUCAGCAAUCCAGACUAUGAAGGGAUGGCAGUGUUCACUCCAGUCAUCAACGGUGUUGGAGGGAACCUGGUGGCCAUCCAGGCCAGCAGGAUGUCCACCUACCUUCACUACUGGAGUGUCCCUGGAUCGCUCCCCCUGAAGAUGGCAGCGUCUUGCCCAGGACCCUGCGACACCUUCUGCUCCUCAGAUGUGAACUCGAAGUCUGCCAGGGUUCUGGUCAUCCUCGUGGUCCCCGGUCAGCUCCUCUUCCUCUACACCAUCCACCUCCUGCAGGGCGGACACACAGCCAUGACAGCCACCUUCAUCGCCUGCUACCUAGCAGCCGCGGUGCUUCAGGUGGUGAUUCUGCUGAGUGCGGCGGCUCUGGUGGUCAGAUGGCUGUGGCGGAAGGGCCUGGACCCUGACAACUUCUCCAUCCCUUACCUCACUGCUCUGGGGGACCUGCUGGGGACUGGACUUCUAGCGCUGAGCUUCAGACUGGUGCUGACCAUCAGUCGACCCGGAGCUGGAGCUUGAGGGUCACACGUGUACACCUCAUCAGCAAGUCAGUGGAAAGUCAGCACAAGACAGCAUAUGACGCUAAUUUGUGAAGUACACAUCAUGAAUAAAUGUCCUUUUAAAGUUUAAAUAACAGCUGCUUUACCUUUGCCAUACAGAUGAAGGCAAUACGCUUCAGUUCCCAGGCAAGUUUAGCUAAGGUACUAGCAACUAAGCAUCAGUUUUAGGUGAAAAAGCUAAGCGAUCAAAGAGUACAGAGUGUCUCAUACGGCACCAGAAAUAGCUGCUACACACCACAAGAACUUAAAGCUACUUUGAAUCAGCCCAUUUGUUGUAGCUUCGUAGCUCAACAUGCCAAACAGUAAGAUCUCUUCCGAAUCACUUUUGAAAAAAAAAAGAGCAUUUAAACAGUGUGGCAGUAUGUUUUUAGAAAGACAAUGCAAUUUGGUUCACCUUGUUCUACCCCCGACACUCUGUACCAAAUACUGUCUUAGGGCGCAAGCAACGUACAUGUAAGUGUGGCAGUGUUAUCAGCACCUUCAGUACUGGCUUUGACUGUAUCCAUAGAGCUGUGCCUUUAAAACAAAGUGUGUGCGUCAGUGUCAGUUCAACAUGUGUCUCUAUCGUGGUGGCAUGUUCUAUUCUGAUGCUACUUCUUUCCGUAAAAGGCUGUGGGGCAUAUAUGUAUAUUGUUGUGGAUGCAUGAAACUCGCGACAUAGAGGUGAGAAAGUGUCACACCAGUUGACUGUAUUUAAGUUUUGUGCGACA